AUGGUUGGCGGAGUUGCAAAGCUGAAUGGAGCAGCUGCGAGCAGACCUCCAACAGACCCUCCACCAAAGAAGAGCUACACCCAAGACUCCGAGCAUGAAUCCGCUGGCGAUAAGAAGGAGCACAUCGUUCUGCAUCGUAUCCGCCAACGCAGCAGAUUCUUUUGGACGCCAAAUCGCACGAUCGAAAACCUCUAUCUCGACCUUCGCUCACCAUCGCAAGCCUUUCAUCGAUCUACUGCCCUCAACACUAAAUACUUCAACUUCUCCGUCGUCAAACGCGGCCAGCUCAACAUGCCCCAUCUCCAGCCUUGCGAAGUAGACUGGCACGAGCGAAACUUCGAGAUCCUUCCGAGAAAACUGCUCUAUCAAGAAGCUCAAGUUUGGCCUAAACCUCCUCGGCGUCACAGGAAGCUGAGCCAAUACUAUCGCGGGUAUCUUACUUCGUCGAUCAAUGCCAAGAAGAAGUUCCAGAAGGGCAAAAUGCAGCGUCUGGUGGAGGAAGCCGACGAUCUGUUGGAGGAUGAGGCAGAGUGGAGCCGGAAACGGAAGCGAGUCAAACGCCUGUGGGGAGACUACGGUGAUGACGAUGAGGAUUCCGAGAGUGAUGAGGAGGACUCCGAGAGUGAUGAGGACUUCGAGAGUGACGAUGACGACGAUCGAGACAGCACUGGCCAAUCCGCGAGGACCUCAUGUCCCUGUCUUGGCGAGGACGACUGUCACGGGGUUGCGGCGCAAAUCGCUGAUGUGAUGGACACGGUGAGUGAAUGGGCGAACGAUGCGGCCGCCUCGAAGGAGACCGAUUCCAUCUGUUCCAUCACUUGCCAUCCUCUCUUCCCACACACGCCAUACCACCCACGGCUUUGUCACCACAGCAAAACCACCACUAGCAAACGAAGCACGUUCAAGACGUCCAUCGAGACUCAUCACAACAACUUCAUCAACGACGAGAUGCGCCUCAAGCACGAUCUCGAAGAUCCAACCGCCUCUCCUCGCCCCACGAAGCGCGAGUCGAAGUCGCCCGAAUCGUCCGGCAUCGUGACUCCGGCAUCAUCGACUUCUGCAUCAUCGUCCGACUCCAUGCCAGCUCUGCUUUCCGCGGGCGCAGAGCAGGACCCAGACUUCGCCUCUGGCGCAUCCGAAGAUGCAUUCGACGAUACAUCAGAGGAGGCCCUCGAGGCUAACUUCAACUCGCUAGCGAGCGAGGGUGUACACUCAGACAUCACAUCGGGUUCAAAAAUCGGGCAGCCUGGCGACAUGGGCGCUUUCCUUGACAGGAUGUUGGGCUUCCAAAGCGGCAGACAUAUCGAGGAGAAUGCUCCACCGAACCGCCAUCAGUUCUCUGCUCGCUUCACCUCCGUCGAAGACGACGCUGUGCACUCGGAUGAUGCAUCGGUGCUGAACGUCGACGGAGAUUUUGACAUGGACGCCUUCAUGAAUGACGUGGCCAGACACAGCGAUGGCACAGCGAUUCAGGAGGACGGCACGACCCAGCCACCGCCGGACUUGGGGAUUGACCCGCAAUUGCUCUCCACAACACAAUUCCCACAUCAUCAGCCAGCAGCAUCGUACACAGCGGCGAAGAUGCAGUCACAAGCGGUGGUGGACGACAUGAUGAUGCUCGAGCAGCCUCAUAUUGAUGUGCAGCCAGCGGAGUUCGAUGAGCAGCUAGCAAUCGACAACGCACAUCACGAGGGUGACAAGCAACAGGCGGCAGAAAAUGCACCUCGUGGCACCAAAGCUGCUGCGUCCACAAAGCUGGAGCACCCAUCACUAGACGCGGCACCGAUACCGUUUCAGCCUACAGUCUACAUUCUCUCCCAUCUGCCUCGCUCUCUACCCGAGGACCGCCAACAUCUGGACGACUUCUUCCACUCCUCGACCAUCGUAGUCCCACACGCGGACGUGCAUCGAACCCUCGAGAGCCUAGGCGGCGUUCACGAUAUCCGCUUCGGAAGUGUUCGCUUUGAUGUGGGAACUGCGUUUCGCUCGCUUGCCCGGGUCUACAUCACCUUCGUUCGUCCGGGAGAACCAUACCAGGGUACGGGACAAAUUGUUCCGCUGGGUGACGGCUCGUCGGGUUUGGUUGAUAUCUUUGCCGAGGUUGUGCAUGGUCACUGGAAGAUUGCGAAGCUGAAUGAACUGGUCGUGGACUGGAUGGCCGAGAAUAUGACUGAGUGGCCGUCUCCGGAGGGAUUGAAUCUGGAGGAUGUUGAGGCGGUGGCGUCACUGUUUGUGAACCGCCCGGGAGCGUCGUGGAAGAGAUGA
Molecule: messenger RNA, 2265 nt
Organism: Zymoseptoria tritici IPO323
Lineage: Eukaryota; Fungi; Ascomycota; Dothideomycetes; Mycosphaerellales; Mycosphaerellaceae
Exons: 4
Coding region: 1-2265 (754 amino acids)
Source: RefSeq, a predicted model, not a curated record